AUGUCGAACAUCAAUAGAACAAUUUGGAUAUUCAUUGAAACUGGUGUGGAAUGGGAAUUGAUUAUGGACACUGAGCAGCAGGUUACUAUUAAAGUAUUUCAUCAGGAAAUAUCAAGACAUAUCAUCAUGACUUUUGUGAACGCCAAAUGUUCUUCACUUGAAAGGCUAGAACUGUGGGACUACUUAUAUUACUUGGCCAGUGACAUGGAUAUGCCUUGGCUCGUUGGCAGUGAUUUCAAUGUGAUCUUAUAUGAACAUGAAAAGAUAGGAAGACUACCAGUGCACCCGCCUGAAUAUGAAGACUCUGCCUUCUGUAUAAACUCUUGUGGUUUGUUUGACCUUGAUUACAAGGCCAACCCUUUCACUUGGUGGAAUGGUAGUCCAAAUGAACAAUGCAUCUUCAAACGACUUGAUAGGAUCUUUGUCAAUCUACCUUUCCAGAAUAUCUUCCCAAAUGUAGAAGUAGAACACCUGAUACAGACAGGAUCUGAUCAUGCACCUUUGCUGAUGAGCUGUGGGCAGGAAUCUAUGCAGUUUGUUAAACCUUUUAAGUUCCUCAAUUUAUGGACAAAGCAUGACACUUUCAAACAGGUAGACAAACAAAACUGGUUGGCAGAUUUUAUUGGGGAUCCUUUCUUGAUGUUCAAACAGAAAUUGAAGAGAGUGAAAAUUGCCCUUUCACACUGGAGUAAAGUUACUUUUGGAGAUAUCUUCAAGAAAGUAGAUAUUAGGGAGGAUAUUGUCAGAAAGCAAAAGGCAGGAAUAAACUGGUUUGCUGAAGGUGAUAGAAACACAAGAUUCUUUCACAACUACGCAAAUGGCAAGAGGCGGAAAUUGAACCUCAAAAGGAUACAGGGCACAGAUGGGUAUUGGCUUGAAAGACAGGAACUUAUGGCAAAUGCUGCGCUGGAGUUCUUCAGCAACCAGUUUACACAAACAUGGAAUACCACUAACGAUGAAAUGCUUAACAAUGUACCUACUAUGGUGACACUUGAAUAUAAUUUGGAGUUAUGUAAAUAUCCUACAAUCGAUGAAGUGAAGGAUGCGAUUUUUGCUCUGUCUAGGGAUAGUGCAAGUAGACCAGAUGGUUUCACUGGCUUGUUCUACUAA
Messenger RNA from Nicotiana tabacum (common tobacco), 1110 nucleotides. RefSeq lists its product as uncharacterized. NCBI's taxonomy places the organism in Eukaryota, Viridiplantae, Streptophyta, Magnoliopsida, Solanales, Solanaceae. The record is from RefSeq and is a predicted model, not a curated record.